This is a messenger RNA of Linum tenue, 1566 nucleotides long. The record is from the annotation of a GenBank genome assembly. NCBI's taxonomy places the organism in Eukaryota, Viridiplantae, Streptophyta, Magnoliopsida, Malpighiales, Linaceae.
AUGGCGGACCUCUUCAUCACCGCACUGGCUUCCGUCCUCCUACUCGCCUCCGCAGCAUUCUACCUGCUGCGGAAGACCACCAACCGCCGCAAGUUCAACCUGCCGCCGUCUCCGCCGUCCCUGCCUCUCAUAGGCAACCUGUUUCAAAUGAGCAAGCUUCCCUACCGCUCCCUCCGCACCCUCGCCAAAACCUACGGCCCACUCAUGAUGGUCAAACUCGGCUCCAUCCCUUACGUCAUCGUCUCCUCCGCCGACGCCAUCCAGGAGCUCACCGACAAGGACCACGACGUCAUCUUCUCGGGGAGGCCCCAGUGGAAGUCCUCCGACGCCCUCUUCGGCGGCAGCACCGACAUCAUCUUCUCCUCCUACGGCGAGUACUGGCGCCAGAUGAAGAAGAUCUGCAUGGUCGAGGUGCUCAGCCAGCGGCGUGUCAACCAGUUCCGCUACAUUCGCGAGCAAGAGGUCGAACACCUGGUGGGCAUGCUCAAGGACGCGUCUAAAAACAAAACCGCGGUGGAUCUCAGCGAAGCCAUCUCCACGCUCACCAACACCGUCAUCUCCCGAGCCGCCUUCGGCAAAACCUACAACAACCAACAGAUGUCCGACGGCGUUAGUAACGGCGAGAAGAACUUCGUCCCGCUGUUGAGGAGAGCGGUGGACAUUCUGGCGCAGUUCUGCUUCCAGGACUCGUUCCCGAUCCUCGGGUGGGUCGACGCGUUGACCGGGUUUGACUCUAAGGUCAGGAAGGUGUCCAGGGAAGUCAACGACUUCCUGGACACGGUCAUCGACGACCACAAGAAAAGAGUUGUGGUCGUCGCGGAAGAUGAUAGUCAUGAUGGUUCCGAUCACGUGGAGAGGCAGGCCGACAUCGUGGACAUCCUGCUCAGGGUGCAGAAGGAGCGGGAGCUGGAGUUCAACUUCACCGACGCGAACAUCAAGGCAACGCUCCUGGACAUGUUCGCGGGAGGGACGGACACCAUCGCGACGACGCUGGAGUGGGUGAUGUCGGAGCUGGUGAGGCAUCCGACCAUCAUGAAGAAGGCGCAGGAGGAAGUCAGGAGGAUUGUUCUGAUGGGAUCCGAGAGGAAGUCGGGAAUCGACGAGGCGGAUAUCAGCCGGAUGGAGUACUUGAAGUGCGUGGUGAAGGAGACGCUGAGGCUGCACGCGCCGGCUCCGGUCUCGCUGAGGAAGACGUCGGAGGAUGUGAAGCUGGGAGGGUUUGAUAUUCCGGAAGGGACGAUGGUGAUGAUCAACCUGUGGGCGGUGAUGAGGGAUCCGGAGAUUUGGGAACAGCCGGAGAGUUUUGUGCCGGAGAGGUUUUUGGCGGAGCCGUUGGAUUUUAAGGGACAGACGGGGAAGUUUGUGCCGUUUGGGGCGGGGAGGAGGUUGUGCCCUGGGAUGACGUUGGCGCUUGUGGAGGUGGAGCUGGUGGCGGCGAACUUGCUGUGUUGGUUCGAUUGGGAGCUGCCGGAAGGGGUGGUGGAUUUGGAUAUGAGUGAGAUCAAUUCGGUGGUUAUUCGUAGGGAGACGCCGCUUUCUCUGGUUCCGGUUCUGAACUCAGAGUGA